GCGCGGCUGGUGGUUGGGCUGGCAUACGAGCGGAAGAGAAAGCGGAUGCCGCUCGCAGAGGCAUUGCCGCGGCUGGAGGCGCUAGUCGAGGCGGCGGGGGAGGUGGAGGAGACGGCUGGGGCCGAGGAGCGCCAGUGUGACCUCUGCUACGACGCGCCGCACUCGGUCCGCUUCGCGUGCGGCCACGCGCUGUACUGCGAGACAUGUGCGCCGCGCGUGCUGGAGCGCGACACCAACUGCCCGGCCUGCCGCCAGCCGGCGCUGCCCAUCGCCGCAACUGGGCGGCUGGUGGCGGAGCAGGCGACGUUUGUCCACCAGCCGCCCUCGCGCACCGUGCCCCAGGCUCAGCCCGUGGGCGCCACGGCGGCGGUCGGUGGGCGAGGGGGACGCGGUGGGCGGGGUGGGCGGGGCGGGCGCGGUGGGCGGGGUGGGCGUGGG
Emiliania huxleyi CCMP1516 is the source of this 438-nucleotide messenger RNA. RefSeq lists its product as hypothetical. The record is from RefSeq and is a predicted model, not a curated record. The transcript has a single exon. Lineage: Eukaryota; Haptophyta; Isochrysidales; Noelaerhabdaceae. The annotation marks the transcript as partial.